Messenger RNA from Xyrichtys novacula (pearly razorfish), 14642 nucleotides. Lineage: Eukaryota; Metazoa; Chordata; Actinopteri; Labriformes; Labridae. The record is from the annotation of a GenBank genome assembly.
GGUUCAGGUUAGACUUUGGGGCAGAUAAAGCACCUUUAUCCAUCCUCACUUCUUAAAAUAUAUGGAAAACAUCGCUUGAAGGUAUUUUGAAGGAAAGGGAGGCCAAAUUCAUUUACAGGUGAAGGUCAUGAAAAAGAUUGUGUUUAUUUAAACCCUUGUACUGCAGUGGGGCUUCUUUACCAUGAAUGACUGCAUCAGUGUGUCAGGGAGACCCUUUACCUGCAGCUCUAAGCUCUGCUUAUUGAUGCUCAGAUUGCUUUGAUAGUGGUCUUCAGCUGGUCUGUACUUUUGGGUUGGCUGUUUCUUCCUUUAGACAAAUCUCCAUUAGAUCCUUUAUGGGGUUAACCUCAGGCCGGUUGGCUGGACAAUCAAGCAUAGUGAUAUCAUGGUCAGUAAGGCAUUUGGCAGAAGUUUUGGUGCUGUGGGUAGCUGCGCUUUAACUCAGCAUCUCCAUAAAGCUGGUCAGCAGACUGAAGCUAGUGUGCUCACCAAUUCCCCGGUAGACUUUGGACUUGCUAAAACACAGAAGAAACACAAGCCAAUGACACAGCACCCGAAAUCAACACAGACUGGUGAAACUUCUCACUGGACUUCAGGCAGCUUGGAUUCUGGGCCUUUUCACUCUUCAUUCAGACUCAAAUACCUUGAAUUUCAGAUAAAUUGCUAAAUUGACUUUCAUUUGGAAAGAGAACUUGGGUCCAUUGAGCCACAAUUUCGUUUUUUUUCUUCACCCAGGCAAGACUUUUCUCAUGUAGUCUCUGGUUCAAGAGUGUCUAAUAUUAGGAAUAUGGCACCCUGAGUCCCUUGCUAGAAGAUGUCUGCCUGUGGUGGCUCUUGAUGCACUGACUCCAGCCUUAGUCUAGUCCUUGUGAAGCUCUUCAAAGUUCUUGAAUCAAUUUUUUUGACAGUCCUCUCAUCACUGUUGCUUGGUCACCUUUUCACUUCCAGUCAACUUUCUGUUGAUAUGCUUUGAUCCGGUACUCUGUGAACAGCCAGCCUUUUCAUCAAUGACCUUCUCCGCCUUACUUUUCUUAUAGAGGAUGACAAUGGUCCUGAUGUAUUUACUGGACUACACUUACAGAAGAAAGGCUCGGGAGACCUUUACAGGUCAUUUGAGUUAUUUUUUUAGGACCAGAAUAACUGACAAGAAAUUGGUCUUUUUCACUAUAUUCUUCUAUAAUUGGAUAAUGUAUUUUUGAGAGCUGUACGCAGUAAUCACUAUCAUCAAUAUUUUACUUUACAUGUGAUAACUCUUGAAUAUAUGUAAGUUAAACUGAAUAAAAUCCAAAUUGUCUCACUUGAAUUUCAGAAGCACCUGAUGUAUUUAGCACAUUUCAUCCACAAAGGCAACUCAAUGUGCUUCACACAAACAAAAGAAACAUCCAAGAGAAGAUUAAAAAAAGCACCCAAUUAGUUUAUAUUUACAGUAUUGUCCUAAAAAUAAAAAAUAAAUCAGCUUUCCAGAAUAGUACCAUUGGAAAACGUAAACUCUAUAAAAAGACAUGAUGUGGAAAUGCUGUUGCCCUGGGAUACACGCUAGUUAGAUGAUGUUAGCUGGCUGAAAUCUAAGUUAACAAGCCAGCAACAGUGCCUCCUAGGAUUUAACUUGAUGUUUACACUAUUGUCUAACGGUAACUUACUAUUAAACUUUUGUUUCACCUUGAAAUGUGUUUUAAGUCAUAUGUGUUUGAGAGUUAUUAGUUUAUUUGUUUGUCCACCCCCAUUUUCUAUCUAUUCUAUUUUCAGUUUCCUCUUAAAAACUUGACGUUCUAUAAACUUGUUGUAUUUAGGGAUGAUGACAUCUUGUAACUGGUUGACCCAAAAGAAAACACUAUCCAUUUGAAAUCACUGUACAUUUUCCUGCUUAUUACAUAGCCUGAGUAUAUGCUCCAUGCAAUGAUGUAAUUAUAUAUAUAUUAUUUACAUUUAUGAGGGUGUAUUUUCAACGGUUAGAAUGGGCUGUAUAGUCUUACUGGAUAACAAAUAAAGCCCUGUGAGUGAAAAAUUUUUAGCUUUCACCACAAAAACAACAUUAGUGUAAGACAAACUUAGAGCUUAAGAUGCAUUGAUGUAUUAAUGAACAAAAGCCGGUAAACUCAUUUGGAUGAGGUUACCAACAAACAUGUAUUUGGCUUCUUUUAAUCAACACAACCUCUUGGAAAAGACAAGUAAAUUGUUAUAUGAAAGAGUUUAAAGCCUCAUAUGUGUAUGUCUGGUAAUGUAUGAACAAUAAUAUCUAACAAAUGUUUGGUCAAUAGAUAAUAAUUUAACAAAAGGAUAUAAAGUAGGUCUAAGACAGUAAAUCUACUUCAGACAAAAACUUUGCAGCUUAAGAAAUUAAAACCCCAAUUCCAUAAGAGUUGUGAUAAUGUGCAAAAUGUAAAUGAAAAAAAAAAUUUUUUUUAAGGAAUUGAAAAUCAUUUAAAGUCUCUGUGGUGAUAAUUGAUACACCAGAUUUUUCUACGUGACAAGUUGGCACUGUAGGCAGGACAGUUUGAAUCCUGUUGUACAAGCUAUGCUGUUGUAAUGCUUGCAAAAUGUAGUUCUUCUAAGUGCAUUAUGCAAGCUCUUCCUAUAAAGGGCUUUGUUAGGAUGCCAGUAUACAGUGUGUUGCUUCAAAACAUGGAUAUUGCUACCAAUGCCAUGGGCACUGAUGCAUCCCCGUAACAUUAGGGAUGCUGGCUUUUGAACAGUGCAAUGAUAACAAGAUGGGAGAAUUUUCACUUUGUCAAAGCCCAUCAAAGAAAAAAGGUCAUGUAUGUGUAGUUAAACCUACAUUUUGUGGAUGUAUGCAAUAACAAGUGUUCACAGACAGUGGUGUCAGAUGUAAUUUUGAGUCCAUGCAGUGAUUUCCAAUUGAGAGGCCAUGUCUGUUUUCAAUGUGCUGCCAAUUGUGGGCUGCAGAUUUAGUAUUUAGCCCAUUUAGUAUUUAUUUUGUGUCUUGUCCUCUUUGUACAGAUAUUUCUCCAGUUUGUAAACUCCCUGUAAAAGACUACAAAUUGUGAUACUGAUCUAAGACAACCUCAUGUGCAAACAUAACCACAAGUCUACUGCUAAAAACAACUGUCUGUUCAGCUUACUAUACUACUAAAAUAAUAAAAGAUAUGCAAUCAGGACAUUUUGGAUAAAACUGUUAAAAGUCUCGACAGGGCUUUCAAAGUAGGACCUAGAAGGCACAUUGGCGUCUGACCUAGGGUGAGUAGUUUCGACACAAUUAGGGUGAUGACGGUCACCACUAAAUAGGCUUGGUUUAAAACCACUGUUUAUUUUCACAUUGUUAUAAACCUAACCCUGUGCAUUUAACUGAAAAAAAACACGGUAAACAGGAUCCCUCAAACAUGAUUGGCACGGUGUUUCUUAAUUAGCGAGGGCCGGGUUGUGUUGUUGACGCUGCUAUUAUUAGCUAUGCUGAAAUCAUUAAUAUCACUUCCUACUUUCGGAACCAAGAUGAGCUCUUACUGACAAACUGACUCAGCCAUUUACUUAGACGGGACGUGAGAUGCAAUAAAGGCGACCGUACACUAUGUCCCUCUGACAUGUACCUUAAUGAAACGCACAUACAACAUUUGAUAAGUGUUACAACAAUAUGUUUAAAGCUUACAUCUCCAGCCAUGGGUAGAUAAUACACCAAUCGAAGGUUCUCUACCCAUCGCUGCUGCAGCCAGCGUGGGGUUUCCCAGCGCUAACUGCAGGGUUACCGCGCCCAUCUCGUCGUUCGAUGGCCGGACGAAAGUGUAACCAGGGAAAGGGCAAAUGUUAAUCUUGGCAAACGGGAUACAGUAGACGCUUUGGUUUUGAUGAAUUGUAGUGACUUUACUGAUUAGCCUCUUUUUUGUCUGUCUAAGCAGUUACAUCAGUACAGGGCUGGUGGGUGUGAUCCCCCCUCCUCCCCUCUCCGGUUGGCUGACUGAGGUUGUCAAGCUCCCUCCGCUGUUGCCUCUGCGUUCUAGAAGGGCUGCUCCUCGGAAAAACGAACGCUAGCUGGCUAGCUAGUUAGUAAGCUAGCGCUGUGGUGUCCGUUGAUGCGUGGAUCGGAGGUUUACGGCGUCUUGUUUUCCAGUCAAUGCCAAAACGCAAAAACAAACGCAAAUUGAAUCAGGUAAGGUGAAAUAAAGCGACUAUCGUGCUGUUUCUCCAUCAUUCACUGUAACUGUUGGUGCCGUUAGCAGAUGAAUUGUGGCGGAAUUGAACGGUCCGGGGGUGGGGUAGCGAUUUGCUAGCUUCCUAGUCAUUUAGUUAGCUGCAGAUGGCUAACCUUUAGUUAGCUAUUUUAUCUACAACGGAUUUAACUCGCUCGUUUUAGAAGUUGAUGUAAUGGUGAAUCUUGGUGCUCAAUAUAACCGGCGAAAAAGCAGAUUGCAUCAAAACUCAUCUUGUAUGUCUGGCUUGUGCGUGUAAAUGAAAUGGGUGAAGUGGUGGAAAAGCCCCGGCGUUUAAGUAACGUUGAUAUCGGCCAGUAAUGCUUGAUAUCAGUGUUGGCCCAACGGAGCUGCUGCUCGGCCUAAAAAUCAGUAGUUGAGGAUUAAAAAGUUUUUAACGUUAACUAUGGCUUUAAUAUGGCAGUUUACUGUUAUUGCUUGUCUGGGGGGUUGCUUUGAAGUCGAAUAUUUGGCUACAUAUUAAGAUAUUGCUGUCAGAUGAUGAUGACACACUGGGUUGGGCUGGAACAAUAAACGUCCCGUAAACAAAUUAACAGCAAAUAUUAGUUAUUUGCUGAACUAGAGUAGGCUUCGUCACUUGUUAAUAAAAAACAGCCUAUUACCAGCGUAUAAAUGUUAAAACUAUAUCUAAUUAACAUGAGCCGCUGGUAGCCGCGUUAACACCCUAUUUUCUCGCCGAGUCGAACUAAUAUGUUAGCACAUUGCUGCCUUCCUGCAACGACUCGGCCGCGCCGGUGCAACGCCUUUUACAUAGAUUAGGAAUGCUCGUUAUUUACCAUCAGAUAGCUAAUCAUUAUUCAUGCUGUAUUGAAUGAACGAUUGACGUUGACUUAAAGAAAAUCAACACGUUUAUCGUUGCUUUUUUUUUCCUUUUUUCAUUUUUUUGCACUCUGAGUUGAACAGGCCAUAACCGCCCGACCUUGCAAUUUUAUAGGCUUAGUUGCACUACGAGAUUAGAAGGAACAAAUAAAUAUACUGAUGCGUCUUAAUCGAAUCAAGCUCACACCGUCGGGUUUAACGAGAUUGUUAGUGCAUAGGUAAGUGGAUUUCUGGAGGCCAAGCCAUCGCCGAGUUUCCCUACUAUGUUGGCCUCGAAGCUAACUACAUAGCACUCCAUGUAAUUGCGGAAGAGCUGCUGUCUACCCCUGAGUGGCUGUGGUUACGGUUUCUCUUGCAUUAGAAGCUACUUGCUCUUACGUUAUAUGUGUCUUGGUAAUCAGCGGAUCUAACGGUGGAUCAACCGUGUACUGGACAUUUUAGGGUCAGUCCUUUCAUUCUUCGAGGUAAUCUGACCGAAUAUAUUUCUUUUUUUAAUUCUACCUCUGCCCUGCCUGCAGGCCCAGACAGUCAAGUCUGCUAGCAAAGCUAACUAGCGGAUAGCAGUCUGUAAGAUGGCGUUUAGCUGCAUCUUCUCAGAUUUCCAUCAGCGCAAGUCAUUUUCUUAGUUCCCUGUGCAACCUACAGUAAAUGUAGAAAAUACAUCAGGCGUGUCAAGAUACUAAAAAUCGGGUUUAUAGUUAUUGGUGAAAUUUUUGGGGUAAUUUGUUAAAUUUUUUCCUUAAAUAAGGUAGGGUAUUUGUGGUCUAAACUCUUACACAAAUUAGAUAAACAAUUUGAUUAAAACAGUUAGAACCAGAAGCCAUUCAAAUCCAAUGCAAACUAGCCAUUUGUUGUAGGCAAAUCACAGUACUGCACACAAUGACUAAGUAAACUAUCUCAGCACCACGUAUUAGGCUGGAUAAACAUGUGCACUGACAGCACUCCAGAAAUAUACACCCUUUUAUUUCAAUGUUUACAUUACUAUUCAUGUUAAUUGGCAAUGAAUUUCUUAUACACAUGAAUUACUUCAAAUUUAAAAGCAAAAAUGACACCAAUCAAACAGUUAUUGGACACGCUGGAAACACUCAAAGAGAAGGCCUGUAUUAGGCUUGUGAUAUUACUAACUGUGUCAAAAUCCAGGCACUUGCUUUAAGCAUGCUGUGUGUAAAAGAAUUAAGAUUAAACUCAUCCUUUUAUGAUUGGGGAAACAUAUUUCUAAUGCCUGGGCUGGAUCUGCCAGCUGUUUAUGUUAGUGGACAUGGAUAGGAUUAGGGACUCAUUGACUGAGGAUUUUAGCUUUUAGGAUUAUGGAGUUGCUCAGUGAUAUUGCUGGUUAUGGCUUUUUCUAUGAUCCAGCUUUAGACCUGUGAAACAUUGCAUUAUCAUCCUCUAACAGUGCAGAUAAGCCGACCUCUCCUUUGAGAACACAGUGCAGAGUCAGGGGAUUAUUUUUUUUAUGUUAACCAUAGAUGUAAGAACCACCUUUGGAAAACAGCAGGCACAGACUGCCCUUAAGGGACCUGAGUGAAGCUAGUGAGCUACAACUGUAGGCUGUUUGCCACUGCUCAUUGUUUAUCAUGCAGUCAGCUGACCCUGAUCAGGCGCUUGGAAAGCAGAAGUGAUGAGGGAGAGGAACUCCUAGCUUGUAAGCAUCCACAGAGGUUAAUGGGAAAUAAUAUUUCUUAGUGUGGAUUAUUAAGUUUGGUUCUUCAACAACCCACAUUUAUGGCCGUUUUUAUUUACUUUAAACCCUUUUAGGGUAGGAUCUGGUAUGAAAUAUUUAAGUUAAAAAUUAAUUAGACUUGAUCAAGAACAAAUUUUGGAAUGAAACUAAAACUUAGAGCAUUUCUAAAUGGAUAACUAUUAAAGGUUUUACCCCUUGAAAAGUGACACAAAUCUGUCAGCUUUAACUGUUAAUAAUAACCAAAUCUAAAAGGUUUAUGAUGUCCUCAUAUUUCGAUUAGAUAGCAUUGUUUUGCUGCUAAAUUCUGUUGGAAACUUAAGUAUCUCUGCCACUGCUAAACUCAAGUAUUAGGUUUUUUAUUUGCAUCUCAUUUACCAGUAAAUGCCUGUUCACAUGUUUAAAUAUUAAUCUACAAGUUAAUCAAACACUUCCACAAGAAUCAGGAAUCUUAUUUAUCUGAAAUAACAAUCCAGCCAAACUUAUCAAACUUUCAAAAAAAAAAAAUUACAAAGAAAAAAUAACAUCUAAAAUAAGUGUAGAUUAUUACACAGAAAUGUCCCAGAAAGCUCAAGGUUAAAACUAGAUUCUGUUUUCGAUUGAUGAUACUGCAUAAUAAUUAUAUUCCAUGACACAUUUAUUUAGAGAUUAAUCAGGGUAAGAGGAUAACCUGCAUUAGAAAGGUCAACCAAUCAGAGUACCUCAAGGGUAACUUAGUAGAGACCCGUGUCUGUCUCCUCUCUAAACCUUCACUGUCAUAGGCCUACUGACAGCCAUACAGCAGGUAAGGUAACCAGGGGGCAAGGUUUGUAUUCUUAAUGGGUUUUUAUUAGAGGUGCCUAUAAUCUUAAUUCUUUUUUUAUCACAUUGCAAUUUGCACAGGCUAUUUUGCCACAUCUAUUUUGUAUUUUUCUAAGUAUGCUUCUGAUGGAAAGCAACAUGCCAAGUCUAUAGUAUCUUUUUGUGUCAAUAGUAAAUAUGUAUUUUAAAAUUAUUAUCUUUCAAUGACUCCUUACAUGUCUUUUUAAAAAGUAACCUUUUUGGAGUCCUGUUUUAAAAGUACCAAUUUUUUAACCGUAACUCUUCAUUCGAAAUACAGUUUGAUGUUACAACUUGGUAAAAAUUAUGCGUGUAUUUUGUAUUUUUUUUUAAGCUAAUUGGUUCUCUGAAUGCAGUGGCUACCACAGGAAUAUUCCUUACCAUUGAAAAUGCACACUGACUCACAGGAUAUAGCCAUAAACUUCCUCCUAAAUGUACUGCUCUUAGACCCACUUAAAUAAUUUAAGUGAAUGGAUCUGAGUGAAAGGGGUUCUGUUUUCCAGGAUAUCUUUAGUUGGUAAAUGACAAGUAACUAUUUAAGUACUGAACAUAAGACAGACUUAAUAUUGAUUGAAUAGGAUAUUUGUGAAGCCUUUUUUCCUAUCUGCCAUGCUCCCAUGAUGCUGCAUUGGGAUACUAUUGCAUAAACAUUAAUUCUUGUGCAUGUGCCAUCAAACAGAAUGAUAUAUUUGUAUCUUUAUAAUAUUUGAAAGUAUUGGUAAUGUAAAUAAUUACAGACUCUGCUAACCCUUAAAGUUUAACAAAAGGUUCGUGUUAUUUAGGAAGAGAAUUGCCAUUGGGUAUUGGAUUAAAACAAUGUCUUUAUAUGGGUGCGUUUUUCCAUUUCUUCAUAUGAUAGUCAGUGUGGCUGUAGUCAUCAUCUUGUACAGAGAUGCCAUUUUAGUUGGGGUAUUUGCUGCCCAUCUUUUUGUGUCCCUGAAAUACGUUCUUUAUUCCCAGCUUUAGAUUACUUAUAUAAGUGAGACUUGGUGUUUUCCAAGACAGUUUUAUAUUUAGAGUAUGCUGGUUUGAUAACGACAUGAGUUCUAAUGUUGUUUUAUCACAAACUUUUAGAGUGCCUUGAGGCUCGGUAUAACUACAAGUGGCUUGUUGAUCACUUGGCUAAAAUUCUGAGUAUCCCAGGGAUUGAGGUCAACAGGAUAACGACUGCUUCUCGGCUCAUUGGAAAGUAGUGCCUUAACAGGAUUUGUCUGGUAAUCUAAACUGUGUAUCAGGAUUAUGUUAGCGACAUUGAGGUGUGAAAGAAAGGUUGAGCCAUGACCUGUGUGCGCUGCAGGUGAAAAGGAUACUGAAUUCUACUCGGAGAAACUCUUUGGCUGUUAUCAUCUACUGUUAACAAAUCUGGUUUAAUGGGUCCAGGACCACUUUGAUCUAGAUUUGCAUGAAUGAUCAAUGUGCUUCUUUGGAUUCAUCUUUCAGAUAAACAAGUGCCCCGGUGUCUGGAGUAAGGUAAUUGAAAAAGCAGGCUAAAAUGAGUGAACUGGACCAGUUGCGCCAAGAGGCAGAGCAGCUCAAGAAUCAGAUCAGAGUGAGUAACAAAUAGCUAUUUUUAUCAUAUUAUUUUAUCUGUAAUCAUCUAAAUGUCACUUACCCUUCAUAUUGGAGUUAAAGCCAUUACCACAUAGAUGCAUCUACAUUGUGAAAUCCUAUCCUGAAGAUCUGACCAUUGCUUUUUUUCCAGGAUGCCAGGAAAGCAUGCGCAGAUGCUACGCUAUCGCAGGUAACAUUUGACGUAACAAUUUUUGUUUCGUUUAAUGUAUUUUGUGUAUAUAUAUUUUUUAAAGCACGAGGGCAGAAAGUAACUAGAAUACUUACUGUGUUGCAGAUCACGGCCAAUAUCGACCCUGUUGGCCGAAUCCAGAUGCGUACAAGACGAACGCUGCGGGGUCAUUUGGCUAAAAUCUAUGCCAUGCACUGGGGAACUGAUUCUAGGUAUAUAGACCAUCAUUUAAAUAAGUCAUGAUGUAAAAGAUGGUAUUUUUCAAUGCCCCUCUGGUUAAAUGUUGGCUAAAUCAUCAAAUUAAUAUUUUCAGUAGUACUUAACCCUAUAGUCAUUUUUCCUGAAUAAAAACAGAUUUUGGAUAAAUAAUAGAUGUACUUUACUGUUCUGAUUUGUUUAGGCUCCUGGUCAGUGCCUCUCAAGAUGGCAAACUAAUUAUCUGGGACAGCUAUACCACGAAUAAGGUAAGCCACUUUGUUGACAGGGGUUAAUGAGGUCACAGAUGAAUUUCCAAAUACUUGUGAUUGUAGUUGAUUUAAGAAGCAGUGUAGAGCAGCAGUAUAGGCUGAAGUUGUAGAAGUAGAGGAUCUAACCUUUGCCAUGCGUCAUAUAUUUAAAAUGACUUUCAAAUGGUUCUUGAACAUCUUAACCGUGGUUAGACUGUAGUUGGAAGGAUGGAGGUGUUACAGUUUUUGUAGCAGAUGGGCAACUUGGCUUUCUCCAUCACCCACUGAAAACUUCAACCGGAUAAUCAUGCUCUGUCAUGUCUCAGUGUAUUAAAGAAGUCUGACAAUGAAAAUUGUUUUUUGUCGAGUCGACACAAUCAGCGAUAAACCCAACUUAGAAUUAAAAGAUUAAAGGGUCAUUCCAAUGUAUCUUUAGAGAAGAUUGCAGGCCAGAUUGAGGUCAGAAUUGUCUAUAGGAUACUUAAAUGAGAGUCAUGUAUAGAAGAAGCACCAGAUUAUCAGCCUUCAAACUUCCACAUUGUGUUGCCUGCGAGUGCCUAGAAUAACAGAUUAUUGAUUGACAUAUGAAACUACCCAUCCAAAUGGAAAUGUUUGAUUAUACAGGAUGUUACCACAGAUGUUUUUUUUUUAAUUAUUAUUAUUUUAAAUAAAAAGCAAAACCUUAAGACAAUUAAAUGAAAAAGUGUCAGCGAAAAUUAGUAUCACAGUAUUUGUUUGUAACACUACUGUGAGACAUUUCAUCAGACUCAUAUUCACAGGAUGCUUUAAAGGCUGUGGAUAUUGUACACCGUUAAAUCUUAAUGUUAAGUAUAGAUCCACUUUUUUUGGUGAUGGAAGGAAUUAAAUGAAAUUUUCGCAGACCAGUCAAAACAUUGCUGUUUUAAAUUCUAUUUUUACUUUUUUCCCUGCAUAAAAGUGGACUUAAAAGGAGUUAAAUGUCUUUUUUUUUUGUCACUCUUCUGUUGUAGGUUCAUGCCAUUCCACUUCGAUCCUCCUGGGUCAUGACUUGUGCUUAUGCACCAUCAGGAAAUUAUGUGGCCUGUGGUGGCUUAGACAACAUCUGCUCCAUCUACAACCUGAAAACCCGUGAGGGCAAUGUCCGUGUGAGCCGUGAGCUUGCUGGACAUACAGGUAUGUGCUGUGAUAUUUCAGUCACUACAUAUGAUAUAUCAAGCACUGAAAGUCUCAUAGUUGACUGAAGUUGAUGAAAAUAUUGUAAUCUUAACCUUUAUGCCAACUCUGGACAAUGUUACACUAAUGGAGUACUAUGCCUUAAUGUAUGUAAUGCUGAUUCCAUAGGUGAUUCUGAUGAUAAAUGAUUGUACAGAUAUGAUAAACAAAAACACACAGUUAGUCCAAUUCUAAAAUUACUGACUAGGUCUUUAACCCCUUCACUGUUGGUUCUUUUGAUAUCAGGAUACCUGUCCUGCUGUCGUUUUCUUGAUGACAACCAGAUUGUUACAAGCUCUGGAGAUACCACUUGGUGAGUAAAAUGGAUUUUCUGUACUGAGUUACUGUGAUUUCUUUCAAUUUUUUUUAUCUAAUCAAUAUUUACUUUGAAAGUUAGUCUAAGGAAUGUCAAACUCAAUUGUAUUUAUUAUUUUCUAGUGCGCUUUGGGACAUCGAGACUGGCCAGCAGACAACUACUUUUGCUGGACACACAGGCGAUGUCAUGAGCCUGUCGUUGGCCCCUGAUUCACGGUUAUUCGUUUCUGGUGCUUGUGAUGCCUCUGCUAAACUCUGGGAUGUCCGAGAGGGCAUGUGCAGACAGACCUUCACUGGCCAUGAGUCUGACAUCAAUGCUAUCUGUGUAAGUUACUCAGAAAACUUCUUCAACAAUAUCUCCAUCUCAUGUUUCCUAAAAUGCCACUGUGGGAAACAUUUGUGUCACAUGUGUUUGCUCUUUGUAUCAAACAUUAAUGUCUGAUAAUUUUACCAUUUCAGUUCUUCCCUAAUGGCAAUGCCUUUGCCACGGGCUCUGAUGAUGCCACCUGCAGGCUGUUUGAUCUGCGUGCUGAUCAGGAAUUAAUGAUCUACUCUCAUGACAACAUCAUAUGUGGCAUCACUUCUGUUGCAUUCUCAAAGAGUGGCCGUCUUCUUCUGGCCGGAUAUGAUGACUUCAACUGUAAUGUGUGGGACACACUAAAAGCUGACCGUGCUGGUGGGUAGCCUGGGCUGAUAUUUUCUUGACCCUUGAUAAUUUUAUGCAAAGUGAUCAAAUGUACAUGUUUGCUGACUUGUGUACUAAAUGAGACCUGGCUUUUUCUAGGUGUGUUGGCUGGACAUGACAACCGUGUGAGCUGCCUGGGAGUCACCGACGAUGGCAUGGCAGUUGCAACGGGAUCCUGGGACAGUUUCCUGAAGAUCUGGAAUUGAGGCCUGAAGGUUUCUUUUUUUUUAAAGUUUUUAUCCUAUAUUAUUCCCUUAGGCUUCUUCUUUUUAGUUCUUGUUUUACACCGGUUCUUGCGAAUAUUUGUUGAAGACUUGUGGUUUCCUAGACUGAGGCAGAAGCUGAAAUGCUUUUGCACCACUUUCUGCCCUCACAAGUGUAACAGGGAUUAGGAUUUAUUAAAUUCUCUGUGUUUAUUAGUCAGUUGCUGAGAUUCAUUUUUGACACACCUGCUAGCUUUAAAUCUCUGAUUUUUUUUUGACCUGCAUGAUUAACAGAACAUUCUGGCCCCUAAAUUUUCAAUCACCUUUAACUUAUUGUAAGGAUUGCAUUAGUUGAAGCAUAAUUUUGUAUAAAAUUUGCUGUGCUGUAAAAAAAUAAAAACUGGACGGCAGUUCACUGACCACUUAGCGCAAAUAAAUUGCAAAAUAUCAAAUAUACACACAAAAAAUAGCAGUUUCUGAGGUCUUCUAUCAGUCAAAACAAAAUAUUACGCUUAAAAAAAUAAAGUUCAGGAUUUUCAUGGCUUUUAAAUGUUGACACUCCAACUAUACUUAAUACAAAAAUGUCAGAGAAAGCAGCCUUCAAAAAGGACCGAUAGCUCUCCUCAGCUGGCUGCAGCUCUGAGGAUAUAUGUGUAAUUAAGAAGCAGCCUUUAGUGAUUUCAGGCCAGCCUGUGUAAUUAGAUGGAUUUUUAAUUAAACUUGGCCCAUUAUAUUCGACAGUGUCCCCUGAUAGUGGGUUAAAUAACUAAAUUUUAGAUCAGAUUGGAUUGGUUACAUUCUAAAUUUCGUCUGUCUUUGUUUCCUAGAUGUUCUUUUAACUCCAAAGUUGACUGGAAGACCAUUACAACUUCAGAAUGUUCACAGCAUCUUCUCAACACUGUUUAAACUGACUUGGACACCACAAAAUCGAAGGGAAACCAAUGCCUUUCCUACACAAAGAAGAGCACAAUUGUUUAUCACCUAGUUAAGAAAGGAUCUCCUGUGGUAUCAAAUCAGAAACUUGUGCAUUCCUUCUCGGACCAUUUUAUGUUACCUUGAAAGAGAAAAAAAAAAAAAAAAAACAACACUAUCAUCCCAUGCAAAUGUGUGCGUCUUGAAAGCAAAUGUUGGAGUGUAAUUGUACAAAUUAUUUAACUUUUUUUUUUUUUUUUUUUUUUUUUUUUUUUUUUUUUAAGAAUUCUAUUCUGAUGGUUUGUUAUUCUUGAUGGCUUUUCUUUUUGUCAUAUUUCUUUAGUGGUUUUAGAUAUAUUUGAAUUACUGCUUGUCUUUCUAAUCCAGUUAAAUCAUAUACAACAGAUGAGAGAAAAUGUGCAGCAAGUAAUGCAAGUAAAAGCUUGGAUCAUAUUACACGAGCAGCUUUCAAAAUGUCCAUGAUGUAUUUAUAUACUAGCUGUUUUUGUUUCAUCACAGCCUUUUGCACAUGAAGAAGCUUCGCCUCUCAACUAAUACUAUGUUAACUAACCAAGCACAUGCUCUAAGUUAUGAAUGCUCAUUCCAGUACAAAAGGAGUUAUUACGAGUAACUUAUACAGUUAACCCCCUUAAUUCUUGUACAUGCCUUUAAAUCUGGGUGGGGCGGGGUGGGCUAGCAAAGUAGGUGCUGAGAUAAUUGGGGCAUGGCUGGAUUUUAUUAUACGGGGGGGAGGGAGGGUUGUGUUUAGUAUCCACUUUGAGUGAAACACCUCACCUGACUAAAUAGACACUUCCUUUGCUUGGGACUGCAGUUGCAACUCUGUGAAUGAAAUGUACAAAUCAAUGUCUGAAAAUAAUGGUCUGAUGUUUUAAGUUAAGACAUUUAAUUUUGUCUGCCAUGAGUUAAUUUAGAUGUGCAUGCUGUAGACUUGCUUUCAAUGGUGCAAAUUCCUAGAUUUUUCUUUUUUUGUUUGUUUGUUUCUGAAAAGGAGAGUAACCUAUUGAUUGAACUUAAUACAAGCCAAUUUUUUUGGCUCCAACUCUGCAUACAUCAUGUACUAAUACUGGUAAUGCUAUGCACCAGAGUGAGCAAGAGUGGAGAAAGAAUUAAUAUUGAUCGCAUUCUUAGUGUAAAAUAUGCUUACCAGUUUUAUUGAUGCCAAUUUUUGUAAUAAUUAUAACAAUCAUUGUGAGAAUUCUAUCCUUGACAAGUCCUUCUCUCUCCCUCAAAUCUUCACAUUCAAUGGAACAAAACGUCCUCACAUUCUGUCCAUACUAAACUUUUGUACAUUUUUCUUGGUCUUAAAUUGAAAAUCAGAGCAUCUGAAUGACAACAUUUCACUGUAUACAGAAGCACUUUUGUUAAAGUUGUGACAUAUUUUCACUUUUCCUUUUUUCUGCGAUGAUGUACAAUAAAUGUGAUGUAUUCGUGUGUGGCCACAAGUGAAAAUGCAAUUCAACUGAGACAGAUUCCCUUUUCUCUUUCCAUUAAUAUUAUAGAGCUCUGCACCCUUAUGUACCUUUUCACUUUUUGUAUUUCAUUUCAGUCUGUUGGUGUUACACGGUGAGCUGGAUGCAAGAUAGAUACUGUACUAAAUUGUACUGUUAUUGAUUGAAAAAUGUAAUAAAAAGCUGUUUGAGAUCUCUGUU